Messenger RNA from Haliotis rubra (blacklip abalone), 1523 nucleotides. RefSeq lists its product as uncharacterized. NCBI's taxonomy places the organism in Eukaryota, Metazoa, Mollusca, Gastropoda, Lepetellida, Haliotidae. The record is from RefSeq and is a predicted model, not a curated record. Gene Ontology annotation, biological process: regulation of apoptotic process. The transcript is spliced from 5 exons. Bases 5 to 1480 code for a protein of 491 amino acids.
UAACAUGAAACCUUUAAACGCCUUUGACGUACUCCAGGAGGAAUAUAAAUACCUGCAAUCAACGCUAGAACUUGAAGGCACAGAUCUCAUAGGCCAUCUGUUUGCAAAUAAAGUUCUCAGUCACGACCAAAUGGAUUUGAUAGAAAAAACGCCGCAAAAGAGUAAAAAGGUCAGAAUCCUGGUCGGCUUCUUGAUUAAAAGGCCAACCAGUGACUUCAAGCAUCUCAUGAAAGGACUGGCAGGCGACCAAGGUCAUGUAAAAGACCAUCUUCAAGACCGUUUGGAGAAGUGUAAGCAGACUGACUAUAUAUUUUUGAGCCACAAAGUGGAAACUGCUAAUACUGAAGUGGAGAUGGGGGAGCACAAUGAAGAUAUGGAUGAAGACACUGCUGAAGACAGAAAUGUAGACGAUGAUGAGGAAGUAACUUCUGGCAGCGAAGAUGAAGACAGUGAGGAAGACAGCGGUUGCCCCAGGAUGAACUUGGCAGAUAUUAAGACAGCUCCAAAAAUACCGCAUUUAGUAGUGUUUGUGACAGUAGUAGAAAGGAACGAAACCGAAAUGCGAAAUGGCAAGGAGCAGUUUAUGGCUGAAGUUGCCGACACAACAUCUGCAGUCGACAUCUGUGUUACAAACGGAAAAGUGUUUGACAAAUUCAAGGUUAAUUCUGGUCUUAUCUUGGAAAACGUGAGCUGGAGCGGAAAUGUGUUAUUUCUGCAUAAAAAAUCAAACGCGACGAGCACUACCCCCAUCGAAAUUGAUUCGUCUUUAGUUAAAGAAGCCUUUGGCAGAGAAGAGGUUGUCUCCAUCAAAAAAGCUCUUGCCCUUCAGCCCAGGUCAUGGGUUGCACUAAAAGGAAAGAUCGUGAAGCAAUCGUUUCUCACUAAAAGAUAUUCCUUUGGAAAGUUGCUGACACACCGUCAGAUCAAACUGGCAGACCGGUCAGGUUCUGGCUAUGUUGAUAUCUGGGAAGAUGAAGCCGUCAACCUUGAAAGUGGUGACGUCAUCCACAUGACUGGAUGCAAAAGGAAGAAAUAUGAAUCUGUCGAUGAAUCCUCGGUGACAACCACCAGGAAGACAAAUGUGAAGAAACUGAAAAAAACAGAGUUCGGUGAUAUUAAUAUCGCCCAGGGAUUCGCGAAGGGCACCCUUGAAGACACUGAGGUUGAAAUGUACAAAUCUUGCCCCAAACCAGGGUGUUAUAAUUUCGAGCAUGACGACAACGACGUCUGUGAAUCAUGUGGAUCUCCUGUCAGACGCCCAGAUUGUUAUGCAACUGCUCACGUCAUCGUCACCACACCAAAGGACAACAUUCGAACAUUGACAGUGUUCUGGCCACAGCUGCGUGAACUAUAUAGCUUGUUUGACAAAGAAAUAUCAUUGCAGAGUGGUAAGCCUACAAUUGAAGACUGGUUUCAGUACCUGCGGGGCAAAACGGUCAGAUAUCAAACCUGUGGUAAUGUGACAAAAUUCAGACUGUAAGCAUUCAAUGAGAUACGGUUCAUUUUGUCAGUUUGUAACAAAC